CCCCAUGGCAUUGCUUUGCCUUACUAAGCUGUGCUUGGUCCCCUCUCACGCAAGAGAUGUUUGCUAGCACCAUUUCCCAGUGAAAUUUAAUAAAGUCCAGGGGGUCUCUCUCGGGGGCUGCCAGAAGCAAGCGUGCUGACCUCAGUGUGGGACUGGUGCCACCCGUGACAGCAGCGCCCUGCCACCAUCCCCAGGCCAGUGGAUGUCCGGGGCUGGAACCCUGCUUCCCUGCCAGGAUGCUUGCUGGCAGCUGCCUCUGGCCUCACCUCCAGUUCCUCUGGGGCUGGGUUAUUUUUUGAAGCACUCCAAGGACACGGGUUGUUGUUGCCGAUAAGCAACAAGGGGCAGCUCCGCCCCAGCAGGAACAGCUCAUCGGCUGACUUCCCAUCCGCCCCAGGAAACGUCCCAUCUCAGUGAGCAGCGUGCCUGCAAACCUGCCGCAGGCUCGGUGGCAGUCUCCACGAUGCCACACUCGUGCAGGCUGCUGGUCUACGCGCUGCUGGGGCUGGGGUCCCUGCUGGUGGGGGGGCUGCCCCUGCCCUGCCCCCCCACCUGCCAGUGUUAUGACACCUCCAAAGUCUUCUGCUCGGAGGAGAGGAUGCGGGAGAUCCCGGCGGGCCUGCCAGGGAACGCCACCCAGAUCUUCUUCGUGGAGACAGCCCUGAGCAGCAUCCGCAGAGGGGCCCUGGGCUCCAGCACCACCCUCACCAAGCUGGUCUUCCUCAACAACAACAUCCAGGAGCUGGAGGCCAGCGCCUUUCAGGGGCUGCCCAGCCUCACGGAGCUGGAGGUGUCGGGCAACCCCUUGCCGGCAAUCAGCCGGGAGGUGCUGGUGGGGCUGCCCAGCCUCAGCAAGCUCUCCCUGGGCGCCAACGCCAUCCGCUCCCUGCAGCCGGGGCUCUUCGCCACUGCUUGUCGCCUGCAGGACCUGCGCUUGCCAGGGAACAAGAUUGAGGUUCUGCCCACCGACAUCUUCCGCCCGCUCCGACGCCUCCAGACCCUGGACCUCUCGCAGAACGCCCUGGCCGAGCUGCCGGCUGGGCUGCUGACGCCACUCGUCACCCUCCGCCUCCUCAAGCUCAGCGACAACCUGCUGACACGGGUGCCCUCCGGCGCUUUCAGGGCACUGGGCCGGCUGGCCGAGCUCCACCUGGAUGGUAACUGGCUGGAGGAGCUGCCGGCCAGCGCCUUUGCUGGGCUGGGGGGGCUGCGGCGGCUGCAGCUGCAGCACAACCACCUCGGCAGCCUGGCCCCUGACAUCUUUGCCGGUCUCCCCAACCUCACCGUCCUCAGCCUGGAGGCCAACCGCCUGGCCACCCUGCCUGCCGCCCUCUUCACCGGCACCCCUCAUCUCCUCCACCUCUCGCUGGCUCGCAACCAGCUGGAGACGCUGCCCCAGGGGCUCUUCACCAACCUGUCGGCGCUGCAGACCCUGAUGCUCUCGCACAACGCCAUGAUCCAUCUCCCCGACGGGGUUUUCCAGGGCCUGGCAGGGCUGACAGCGCUGCAGCUGAGCCACAACAACCUCUCCAGCCUGCCGGCUGGGCUGCUGGCUGGGCUGCCCCUCCUCACCGCCCUGGCGCUGGACCACAACCGCCUGGCCCACUUGCCCCCGGGGCUCUUCGAUGCCAACGAGGAGCUGGCACACGUGGGGCUGGCCGACAACCCCUGGGCCUGCGACUGCCACCUCGCCUAUCUCCUGGGCUGGCUCCAGGGCUUCGCCGAGCCCCUCACCCACGCGCAAGCCUCCUGCGCCCACCCGGCCGCUCUCCAGGGACGGUUCCUGCUGGAGGUCUCCCAGGGGCAGCUGGAGUGCCCAGGAGCGCCUGGCAUCCCCCAGGAGGAGGGCUGGGACAAGGAGCGGGGGGAGGAUGCUCUGGGGCAGUGCACCUACAGCAACCCUGAGGGCACCAUAAGCAUGGCCUGUGAUGCCACGAGCUGCCAGCAGCUCAGCCUUCGCCUCCCUCCUCCUCCUCCUCCUGGGCAGGUGGCAGGGACGGGGCUGGUGUACCAGGGUGCCUGGGUGCUGCGCUCCCGCUGUGGCACGCUGCAGGUCAGCGUCCUUGUCAGGGCACAGAGCGGGGACGAGGCCAUGUCACCAGGUCUCCCUGCUGAGCCCUAGAGCUCAGGCAGGCGCCAGCUUCUGCCUGCUCUUGCAUUGGCAACCUCUGAACCAGCCUGGGAAACAGCAUGCCAUCUCGCUCCGCUACCCCGGUGUGGUCACCAGCCAACACCGAGCUCUCUGCAAAAGCCGGCCUAGUGGUGUUUAUUGUCCCAGCUAUGCGUUUGCCCUGUAUUUCAAAUAUUAAUAAAAUGUAUAUAUGAUUUCUGUGCAGCCAGUUCCCAUGGUGGAGAGUAGAAACACUCUGUUCUCCAGCCUCUGUCCAUGUAUCUGGGAGAAGCGGUGAAGGUUGCUGUGGUCCGCUGGGGACUUGGCCGGGGCUGUGCGUGGUGUGGCAUGGGUGCAGGCGCCUGGCAGUGAGUAGGUGCCACUCUCCGGCGUGCUUAUCUCUGCCCGCUGCAGCCUGGCACUAACCCCCGGGGCACGGGUUUGGGGUGGGGUGUCCAAGGGAGACAUGGGCGAGUGCUGCCGACUGCCCAGCGAGGGGCACGGGCUGCCUGGCUGCAGGGUGGGCUCCGGCCCAGGGCUGUGCACCGGCAGGUCCCCCACCCACCCUGGCAGGGCUUGGCCUGCAGCCCCCCCCGCAGUCAGCCCCACGGAGGCUCCGUGGAGACGGGGCGCAAAGUCCCAGCGGCGCUGCCCACCCAGGGGAUGGCAGGUAAGGUGGGUGCUCCCCUAAGAGAGCAAGCGUGUGUGCACGCACGCGUGGGUGCGUGGUGUUC
Harpia harpyja (harpy eagle) is the source of this 2844-nucleotide messenger RNA. RefSeq names its product carboxypeptidase N subunit 2-like. Bases 464 to 2122 code for a protein of 552 amino acids. Lineage: Eukaryota; Metazoa; Chordata; Aves; Accipitriformes; Accipitridae. The record is from RefSeq and is a predicted model, not a curated record. The transcript has 2 exons. Gene Ontology annotation, molecular function: protein binding.